Juglans microcarpa x Juglans regia is the source of this 3700-nucleotide messenger RNA. RefSeq names its product probable ATP-dependent DNA helicase CHR12. The transcript has 12 exons. Gene Ontology annotation, molecular function: histone binding; ATP-dependent chromatin remodeler activity; DNA binding. The record is from RefSeq and is a predicted model, not a curated record. Bases 162 to 3518 code for a protein of 1118 amino acids. Lineage: Eukaryota; Viridiplantae; Streptophyta; Magnoliopsida; Fagales; Juglandaceae. Gene Ontology annotation, cellular component: nucleus. Gene Ontology annotation, biological process: positive regulation of transcription by RNA polymerase II.
UCCUCCCUCUAUUGUUCUCUAAAUCGAGCGCCGAAGAGACGGAGGUUAUUCUUUUUCUGUUUUUUUUUUUUAAUUUUUCGCAGAAGGGCACACAGAGAUUAAAAUUUUUCAAAUAUCCGUUAGAAGAGGGACCGUUGGGGAGACUCCCGCCACGGCGUGCCAUGGCCCAGCUGGAGAGCCAGAGCCAGAGCCAGCAGCAGCAGCACGAGAUUCACAGCACCAAGUCCCUGAUCUGCGCCCUCAACCUCGUGUCCCGCAACCUCCCCCUCCCUCCCGACCUCUACGACGCCGUUUCCUCCAUCUGCUUCGCCCCCGAAGACACCUCUCUUAAUGCCUCCCUACUGGAUGCCCCCGGCGCUGGAUCCGACCUCGAUGCUGUUCCUCCCAAGGUUUUAGAAGAUCAUGGUAGUUACAAAGGAGAUCUGUUGGCUGACUUUGAGGAUUCACUGUUGGAGCAACGUCCCAAUUGCUUAUCAGGUUUUGGAUUGACAGUAUCAAGGGAGGAUCGUUAUAAGAGUCGCAUUCGGCAUAGAUUGACUGAGCUUGAAGCAUUGCCUUCAAAUAGAGGUGAGGACUUGCAGACAAAGUGCUUGCUUGAGCUCUAUGGUCUAAAGUUGGCAGAGUUGCAAAGGAAGGUUCGGUCUAAUGUGAGUUCAGAGUACUGGCUCCGUGUGAAAUGCGCAGAACCUGACAAGCAGUUAUUUGACUGGGGGAUGAUGCGUCUGCGUCGUCCACUUUAUGGUGUGGGGGAUGCUUUUGCCAUGGAUGCCGAUGAUCAGUUCAGGAAGAAACGGGAUGCCGAGAGAUUGUCAAGGUUAGAAGAGGAGGAAAAGAAUCUUAUGGAAACUAGAAAAAGAAAAUUUUUUGCAGAAGUGCUCAAUGCAGUUCGUGAAUUCCAAUUGCAAAUUCAAGCAUCUAUGAAACGCCGAAAACAAAGGAAUGAUGGCAUACAGUCAUGGCAUGGAAGGCAAAGGCAACGUGCUACACGGUUAGAGAAGUUGAGGUUCCAAGCUUUAAAGGCUGAUGAUCAAGAAGCAUACAUGAGAAUGGUAAAAGAGAGCAAGAAUGAACGAUUGACAAUGCUUCUGGAAGAAACAAAUAAACUACUUGCAAAUUUGGGAGCUGCUGUUCAACGUCAGAAAGACGCUAAAGAUUCAGAUGGGAUUGACGACUUGAAAGACUCGGAAGUUGAUUCACCUGAGUUGGAUGCUGCAAAGAAUGGAACUCCUCAGGAACCUGAGGAAGAGAUCGACAUCAUUGAUUCCAAUCUGAAUGUUGAAACUAAUGAUUUACUUGAAGGUCAGCGUCAGUAUAACUCAGCCAUCCAUUCAAUUCAGGAAAAGGUAACUGAGCAGCCAUCCAUGCUUCAAGGCGGAGAAUUAAGACCAUACCAGUUGGAGGGGCUUCAGUGGAUGCUCUCCUUGUUUAAUAACAACUUAAAUGGAAUUUUAGCAGAUGAGAUGGGUUUGGGGAAGACAAUACAAACCAUUUCGUUGAUAGCAUAUCUCAUGGAGUACAAGGGUGUGACUGGGCCUCACUUGAUAGUGGCUCCAAAGGCUGUAUUACCAAAUUGGAUCUAUGAAUUCUCAAUGUGGGCUCCUGGUAUUGCAGCUUUCCUUUAUGAUGGACGUCUAGAUGAGAGAAAAGCAAUGAGGGAAGAGUUAUUAGGGGAGGGGAAAUUUAAUGUGCUGAUCACACACUACGAUCUUAUCAUGAGAGAUAAGGCCUUUUUGAAGAAAAUGCACUGGUACUACAUGAUUGUUGAUGAAGGGCAUCGGUUAAAGAAUCAUGAGAGUGUUCUUGCACGUACUCUUGUCUCAGGUUAUCAGAUUCGACGGAGGCUUCUGUUAACUGGUACCCCAAUACAGAAUAGUUUGCAGGAAUUAUGGGCCCUGCUUAAUUUUCUUCUGCCACACAUUUUCAAUUCAGUGCAGAACUUCGAGGUGUGGUUUAAUGCACCCUUUGCAGAUAAGGGUGAUGUUUCUCUUACAGAUGAGGAAGAGCUACUGAUCAUUCGUCGUCUGCAUCAAGUUAUAAGGCCAUUCAUAUUGAGGAGGAAAAAGGAUGAGGUAGAAAAAUACCUUCCUGGGAAAUCCCAGGUCAUUUUGAAAUGCGAUACUUCGGCUUGGCAGAAAGUAUACUAUCAGCAGAUUACAGAUGUGGGCAGAGUUGGGCUAGACAAUGGUACAGGGAAAUCAAAGGGUCUACAGAACCUAACAAUGCAGCUCAGAAAAUGUUGUAACCACCCAUACCUUUUUGUUGCGCCCGGUUAUGAUAUGUGGCAAAAGGAGGAGAUAGUCAGAGCAUCAGGGAAAUUUGAACUUCUUGAUCGUUUACUGCCAAAACUCCACAGAGCAGGGCACAGAGUUCUGCUUUUCUCACAAAUGACUCGUCUCCUUGACAUUGUGCAAAUUUAUUUGCAACUUCAUGAUUACAAGUAUCUUAGGCUGGAUGGUAACACCAAAACUGAGUAUAGAGGGGCUCUAGUAGACCAAUUCAAUGCUCCAGACUCUCCUUUCUUCAUGUUUCUCUUGAGCACUCGUGCUGGAGGUCUUGGUUUGAACUUACAAACAGCAGAUACGGUAAUACUUUUUGACAUUGACUGGAACCCUCAAAAUGAUCAACAGGCAGAAGAUCGGGCCCAUCGUAUAGGACAGAAAAAGGAAGUUAGGGUGUUUGUCUUGAUUACUGUUGGAUCAGUUGAAGAGGCAAUCUUAGAGCGUGCAAAACAAAAGAUGGGGAUUGAUGAAAAGGUCAUCCAGGCAGGACUUUUCAAUACAACUUCCACAGCUCAGGACAGCAAGCUGAAGUUAGAGGAGAUCAUGCGUAGAGGUACAAGCUCACUAGGGACAGAUGUGCCAAGUGAGAGAGAAAUCAACCGCCUGGCUGCUCGAUCUGAUGAAGAAUUCUGGCUGUUUGAGAAAAUGGAUGAGGUGAGAAGACAGAAGGAGAAAUACAGAUCUCGUCUUAUGGAAGAACAUGAAGUACCCGAAUGGGCAUAUUCUGCCCCCGAAAUUAAGGAAGAUGAGACCUUAGGGUUUGACAGUGGCAGUGUCCCUGGAAAGCGUAGAAGAAAGGAGGUGGUGUAUGUUGAUACUCUGAGUGACUUACAGUGGAUGAAGGCUGUGGAAAAUGGAGAAGACAUAUCAAGGCUUUCCAUUAGAAGAAAGGGAAGCGAUCCACCUGCAUCUGAGGGCAAUGCAUCUACAAGAAACUUUACAGGUUCAGUGGAAAAGGUGUUAGAGUUAGGGAAUGAGAACAUGCCUAUGACAAGUGAAAGAACAAGCGAAGAUACCUCUGCUUUGGCCCAAACCCCAACUCCAAAGCCAAAGGCACACAAGUCUGAAGGGUCAAAAACUAAGCAGCAUGAAUAUCAGGGUGUUGGAGGAAGUAACUGGAAUGGGCACAUGCUUACAUGGAAUGCCCAUAAGAGAAAGAGAUCAAGCUAUGCUGUCCAGAGCUCAUCGUCUGAUUCUAGAGGGCAGAAUUCCAAUGGAAGGGGAGGUGGAUGGACUUGAUUUGAGACAACUCGAAAAGGAUGUGUCACAGGAAUACCGGGGCAGGGAGGUUUAGAUGAUAAUUAAACUGGUGCAGUUAUUGUCAUUCCACAACUUUCCAGUCAUUCCGGUGUAUUGUAGCAUGUCACAUUUCAGCGACAACGUGAAGUUAUCCCAACUGAUGGCAGGCACUUUUUGCUCAU